Hemibagrus wyckioides is the source of this 2544-nucleotide messenger RNA. Its product is annotated as complement factor B-like. The record is from RefSeq and is a predicted model, not a curated record. NCBI's taxonomy places the organism in Eukaryota, Metazoa, Chordata, Actinopteri, Siluriformes, Bagridae. The transcript is spliced from 19 exons. Gene Ontology annotation, molecular function: serine-type endopeptidase activity. Gene Ontology annotation, biological process: complement activation; proteolysis. Gene Ontology annotation, cellular component: extracellular region. The coding region runs from base 69 to 2315 and encodes 748 amino acids.
UAUAAGUAUGCCUCGAGCUUCUAGUUCUUCAUUUCUCAUUUUGCUUCCAGUAAGGUUGAAUAGACAACAUGCAGCCUGUGCUUUUUUGGAGUUCAUUCUUUUUGGUGAUUUUAAGUCGUUGCCUCUUUUUAAACGGUGCUCCGUCUCAGUGCCCUGACAGUAAUCUGAAUAUCACUGGAGGCACUUACACUCUCUCCAAAGGAUAUAAUCAUAACAGUGUACUGAGAUACCACUGCUCAGAAGGUUUUUAUCCAUCUAUUAAACAGCGUAGAUGUGAGAGAGGCCAGUGGGAGCCCAAAGUCUCCAAAAGACUUCCAGUGUGCAAGUUGGUCACAUGUCCUAAUCCAAAUGUUCUGGAGAACGGAGUCGUGCGGCCUUUUAGCCGGAAUUACUCCGUGAACGACACGACCACCUAUACGUGUCAUUCAGAGUUCACAUUUCGGGGAUCUGCCACACGUGUGUGUCAGACCAACGGCAAGUGGAGUGGUGGCACACCAAUCUGUAGUCAAAACAAUCAUCACUGCCCAGACCCCGGCAUUCCUCCCGGGGCCAGCAGAGAAGGUCACAUUUUCGACAUUGAUGACAAAGUUACCUACACCUGUGAUAAGAAUCUGAAACUAAUAGGUUCCAAAGUGCGCGUGUGUCUGGACGGUGGCUAUUGGUCGGGGAAAGAGCCGGAGUGCUAUGCCGAUUUCACGUACGACACUCCCGAAGAAGUAGCGGAGGCUUUUAGCAGUUCUCUAAAGACUACUAUAACCAUGCAUGAGGAAUCAGACCAAACUGGAAAGAAAAUACGUUUGGAUCAGAAAGGAAAUCUUGACAUCUACAUUGCCCUGGACGCAUCUGACAGCAUCGAUGAAGAGGAUUUUACCCAAGCAAAGGGUGUCAUUAAGAAACUCUUAAAUAAGAUCAGCUAUUAUGAGGUUUUUCCAAAUUAUGAAAUCAUCAUUUUUGCCACAGAUGUAAAGCAUAUUAUUAGAAUCACUGAAUUCAAGAAGAACCACGUGACGAUAGCGCAAAUUAUCAAAAUGCUCGACGAAUAUACCUAUGAUAGUGACGACAGAAAGAGAACAGGAACGGACAUUCACAAAGCUUAUGAAGCCAUAAAGAACAGCAUCAGUUUCGAGAAGAUUAACAACAAGAAAGAAUUUGCGCAGACGCAACACGUCGUAAUCAUGUUCACCGAUGGUAUUGCCAAUAUGGGAGGAGACCCUAAACCUAUCGUUAAUGAAAUCAGGCAAAUAGUACAGGACGGAGAUAAAAAUCGUGAGAAGUAUCUUGAUCUUUACGCGUUCGGAGUGGGAUCCGAUGUUGAGAAAGAGAAAAUUGACGAGUGGGUGACCAAAAGAUAUAACAACGAGAAGUACUUCUUUAUGCUUAAAGACAUUGAACAACUUGAAGAGACACUAGACGAAAUGAUCGACGAGAGCACUAGUAUGCCUCUGUGUGGACUCUACAAAGACUACGACCCUGAUAAGCUUUCGCCUUGGUUGAUAAAGAUAUCUAUAAAUCAUAAAAAUAGUGGCAGAUCAAACUGUGUAGGAUCAUUGGUCACUCCCAUGUUUAUUCUAACUGCUGCCCAUUGCUUCAAGUUUGAUGAUGAUCCUGAAACUAUUGAACUAGAGGCACCCAAUUCUAAAGACAAAUCACUUUUAAAGGCGGAUAAGUACGAAUUGCAUCCUGGGUAUAAUAUCUCAAAGAAGAAGGCACAGCAUAUUGAAGAGUUUUACGAAUAUGACGUGGCUCUCAUUAAAUUAAAAAAAAUGGUGAAAAUCAGUCCCGACCUCAGAACUAUUUGUAUUCCCUGCACUUUGGAGACGAACAGGGCUUUACAGCUGUCUGACAAGGAUGCGUCAUGUGAGAAACAAAAGCAAGGGCUGGUGAACAGUGACUUAGUGAAGGCACAUUUCAUAAAACAUGACCAAGUGAAGAAAGGAAAACAACAUGUCUCAAUCAAACGGGGGCAACAGAAAUUCAGCUGUGUAGAACAGGCUAAGAAGACAUUAAAUAUCUCAGAUGAAACUGCACAGGCGAUGAUAACAGAUAAGUUUUUCUGCACUGGAGGAGCUUCACAAGAUUACAGAGAUGUGAUUACUUGCAAAGGCGACUCUGGUGGUCCGAUUGUUGUGGAAAUGCAUCGUUUGAUCCAGGUUGGAGUCAUCAGCUGGGGUCUGAUUGAUGUGUGCUCAUCUGGGGAAGUCGAUGUUCUAGACGCCAGAGAUUUCCACGUUGAUCUCUUCGAUCUGACAGUACGAAGCUUUCUUGAAGAACACCUGGGCAAUGACGAAAUAGAUACGCCUCUACACUUUAUAUAAAGACCACUGGGAAUCCUUUGACCCCACUGUCUUAAUGUAUGCAAGACUGAUAUUGAGAACCUCAUAUGACAUAAUCAGGUCAAAAUCGGAGCGUGUUAGUGACUUUUACUUGUAUUACAAAUCUGCAAACUGUAAACCAUCUGUAUGAACCAUGUGAAUCAUUUCACUUCUUUUUACUGCUUUUAAUGUCCUCUUAUAUAUUGUAUGAUAUAAAUAAAAGAAAAGGGUA